Molecule: messenger RNA, 336 nt
Organism: Aspergillus tanneri
Lineage: Eukaryota; Fungi; Ascomycota; Eurotiomycetes; Eurotiales; Aspergillaceae
Exons: 3
Coding region: 1-336 (111 amino acids)
Source: RefSeq, a predicted model, not a curated record
AUGGCACAGGCCUUCUCGUCGGUGCUAGAUAGUGCCUUUUCCUUAGACUCCGAGGUUGAUCAUCUCUCCCAGACCAUUGAUGAGAAGAGACUACAAAUGGUGAAACAAAAUCGAGAACUGGAAGAGCUCCAGGCCAAAAUCCGGGAAGCCGAAGAACGUUUAAAAGCGCGGCAGUCGGUUGCGAUGGAUGGAAGCAGGUCGAGAACCAAUACGGUCCACAAAAAUCCAGGAUACCACUCAGGAUCCACGUCCUCGGCAACGUCCCCAACGGAUACGGCAGGCCAGUAUUCCAGCGGUGAUGAACAGCAAUUGCGAGAUCACCGAAGCAGUUCAUGA